This is a messenger RNA of Penaeus monodon (black tiger shrimp), 355 nucleotides long. RefSeq lists its product as uncharacterized. Lineage: Eukaryota; Metazoa; Arthropoda; Malacostraca; Decapoda; Penaeidae. The record is from RefSeq and is a predicted model, not a curated record.
GCGUGACAAAGUACUCGUGGGUGAACUCCAAGACGUUUGGCUCCCUCCUUUGCUUCGAGGCCCUCGGCGCUCUCGGAAGCAGCGGCACUCAGGGGAGGAAUUCGCUCUACGAUAUCCUUUCCAGACACCACCUGUGCGUGUUGAGGCCUUUCAAGGAGGCUGAAUUAUCCGUGGCCAUGGACCAGGACCCAAGGACGGGUCGCGUCGAGGUCACCGGUGUAGGACCCGUUACCGACCCGAGCAGCAAUACCCCGAUGGCUUUUACUCUCACUCAGACACACACGUUCUGGCUCGAGCUCAUGGUCAAGAAUUCAAUCAGGCUUUUGCUCUGAACACAAGAUGAAAUGGUGAAGAA